UGUGCAAUAAAGAAGCAGUUCCAAUUAGAACUUAAUGCGGUAGUUUGGAUGCAUAGCGCUAUAAAUAUGAAGAGCUAAGUGCGAUAAGUUUACGUGAUUUAAAAAUACAUUAUAAAAUACCUGGCUUCUAACGUUGUCAUAUUGGUUGUGAGUCACUGACAAAAAAAAACAUUUAAAUGAAAGCCCUUGAAAAGAUGGCAAAACACUAUCAUGAAUAUGCAGCAGUGAAUCGUGGUAUAGUUUAGGUGUUGAUCAUCAGUAUAUUUCACUAUAAAAAUUAUUUAUGUAUUCGCCAUUAGUCAUUUAGAAAAUGUAUUUCCUUUUUGCAUAUUGAUUUACUUAAAGCCUGGCAUCAAGAAGAAACCGCACCAUCGUAUGAGAAGGCUUCAUAUUAAAUAGUUUUUACUUGACUCCACUUAAGUGAAUCUCUUUUCCUAAUCUAAAACAUUUUUGGUCCGGGAUUUUUGCCACGAGCUACUUCAACCGCGUGUGCUAACCUAUAAUCCUACUAUUCACUGACAAGAAUAGUAAACUUUUACCCUAAGACAAAAACCUGCCACAUUGUUUCACUUCUAGCCCGAAGAAUUCUUGAUUUUUCCUCGUCGUCAUAAACAUUUGUUCGCGGGGGAUGAAAUACCAUCGGAAUGCUAGACUCAGUGGAUGUAGAGGCCCAACAAAAAAAUGCCAGUCUCUUUUACAGAUGCUGAAGAGGAAAGAAUUAAUGAAGACGGUGCCUUGAGAGAUAAUUUUCCCUACAGUUCUGUUUUGUCUCUUAUCAACUGCUUAAGCUUCUGUAUACAUUAAAGAACGUACACUCCUCUUAGAAUCAAACAAACGACCAAAUCCUUAAAAAAACGAUGGUAUGAAAUAAACUAAUGGAAUCCCUCCCAUUAUACAAAGUUAACUGCUGAUGAAAAUGCUACGUAUACGUAAUUAGACUUGGAGUGUCUUCAUUCCAAGUAGAAAAUAAGAUGGAAUGAUGUCACUUAUUUACGUCAAAGUAACUGCAGUAAUGCCUCCGGAGUGGUUCAGAUUUCCGUCCGAUACUGUUUUCUGAAGCGAUUUUCCAAGGAGAAAAAGAAACAAAAUCAAGUCAGAAAAAGUGUCUUCGUUCAAAUACAGAGAUAUUAUACAAAACUCUAAAGUUGCAAAGACAAGAGCAGAUUUAAACUGAUUAAGGAAAUGAAAGAAACUGCGAAAUACUAAAUAUUACACAACUGAUUCACCCACAAAUGUUGAUUACCACGCAAACUGUAUCAUGAUAUUUCCCCUCACCAAUAUAGAUACAUUCCAGCCUAAAAUAGACAAACUGCAUGUGUAUAUCAAGAAGCUGGUCAGUCUGCAAUCCUUUAUCUUCACAUUUUACAGUCUGCAGAGUUACGUGCAGAUUAACGAAGGCUGCAUUUUAAUAGCAGAAACUUAGCAGAUUGCGAGAGUUAUUUACAUACGUACACUAGAUCCAAGUCAGACCGGUUUAAAAGUUGCAAUGAACACAACGUCGAAUUUCACGCAAGAUUUGGAAACUCCCUUCAGUUUCAAGCCAUCCUUUGCGUAUCCAGUAGCUGUUUGUUAUAUUGUUGUCAUAGCUGUGGCAAUCGUAGGGAAUCUCAUGGUAUGUUACGCCAUAAUCACCAACACGAAUCUGCGCCACAAUCCAUCAAACCUGUUGCUUUUGUCCCUGGCUGUGGCAGAUUUUCUCACAGCAAUCCUUGCCAUGCCAUUUGACGUAGAAUCACUCUUCCUGAACUUCGCAUGGAAACACGGGAAGGCCUUGUGUCUAACGUGGCAAUUGGUGUACCUCUUUGUUGUACCGAUCUCUAUUUUCAGCCUGCUGGUCAUUAUUGUUGAUCGAUACCUAACCCUCAGCGGUUUUCACGGCCGAUUUGGGUGCUCACGGUUCAUGACUAAACAGAGAGCCCUCAUAGUCAUCGCGACAAUCUGGCUUUACAGCAUUUUAUGGGCUCUUCUCCCUGUCAUGGGAUGGCGGAAAGAAGGCGACGUUCUUGAAGAUGGCAUCUGCAUGAUACCAUAUACAAAAGCCUACAACAUAGCCAGCUCCUUUCUGAACAUCGUUCUUCCCCUGCAGGUAUCGUGUGGGUUUUCCAUCCUGGUAUAUCACAUCACAAGGAAGCAUGAGAAGGCUCUAAGCAACACAGAACAUAAUUCAUCCGAACAACCCACAAAGGAACAGCAAGAGAUCUAUUUGAAGAAUAUCAAGGCUGCCAAAAGGAGCUCCGUGUUCGUGCUGGCUAUUUUCGUCUGCUGGCAGCCUUACGCACUUUUUGUUGUCGUUGACACCAUUAACAGCGAAAACUGGACAUCGUUUCACUACGAAGUCUACAUGGUGCUGUUAAUGUUUGGUUACCUCAACUCGGCGCUGAAUCCCUUUCUUUUCGCAUUUCGGAACAAGCACUUCAGAGAUGUGUAUGCAAAAAUGUGUUCUACCUCUACGCAUCAAUCGCACCUGUCAAUUCAACAUUCAAAUGCCACUGAGCUUGAUAAAGCUGAACACUACACUAAAAUAGUUUAGUUCAGUUAUAUCGUGUGCAUUACUGUAAAUGCGCAUAUUUUAAAAGCUAAAAAAUUUUUAAUGAGAUAUUAAAGAAUUUCCAAGGGCUUGGAAAAUAUUUGUCUUCGAGGGAUAUGUUUCCCAGAUCGAAAGUACACCAUUAUACCAUAUUUGCAGCAGUUUUUUUCAGCUGAUAAGAUACAAAUAAAUGUAAUUUUAAAAAUUCAAAUUUUCCAGAAAUUACGGUAGGAAAGGAGUAGGUCUGAAGGCAGAAGGAUGAAACAUAACUGAAGCAAAAACCUUAUAACUUAGGAAGUUGUUGCAUGUCUGUCACUGUACUGUGAAGCCGACGCUUCUAGUUCUUUCGUCGGUGGCGCCACUUUAGUGUGGUAAGAUAAAAAUGAUCCAAGAGCUCUUAGUUUGUCGAAGGAACCAAGAAAUUCAUACCGAGUAACAAAAAAUAAGGUUUCUUUUGAACAACAUGAUCAAAGUUAUCGUAGCUUACACUAUAUAUCAUUACUGGUAUCAAAGAGGUGUAUGCUGCUCUUAUGUCUAUGGUGUGUAAUUCAUGUGAUGCCGUUCGCACUUCUGAGAAUUUGUUUAAAAUCAUUUAAAGAAAGAAAUAAAGUAUUAGCUCACUUUAUAAAAUGAAAAUAAGAGAGGAUUAAUGUUUUGUUUGCAGUACAUUUUUUGGUUGAGUCAUAAGUGGCAACGUUCAGUAAGAACCAAAACAAUUUCUUCCGUAGGAAUCACACUUGGGUCCACCACUGAUUGGGUUCCACUUUUUACUUUCAAGCUACUGUGACACGAUCAGCUAAAACUAACUGCAAAGCCUAACAGCACCACUGCCUAGCGAGAACAUGCAUAAAAAGUUCGUUUAAGUUCCUUAACUAAAUGCUACCGCCAUGAUAAUUCUGCAAAGUCUUUUUCAUUGUCCUUCUUUGCCUAUCCAUCAACCUCGUUCCCACGGCAUUUCCCUUACUUAGGGGUGGUAUGGGAAAAGACCAUGGGAACGAGGUUACCUAUCCAUUUGUCAUCAAAAUUUCUGUGUAAUCACCAAAAGCAGUGUUGGUCAUCAGAAAAUGUCAACUUGGUACGCUAUAUACUCGCUUGUAGGAAACUUUUCAGCCUGCAUCCGAUCUAGAAAAUAUAUUGUCUACAAAGCUAAGACUGCAAUGACGUCAGAGGGACAAGAUCUGUGAAAAAAAUAAAUCUAGGGUGAGAGAAAUAACCUCGCUUUAACGUAAUGACUGAAUUAAAAAGAUAAAGUGAUUAUGUAU
This is a messenger RNA of Stylophora pistillata, 3789 nucleotides long. Its product is annotated as histamine H2 receptor-like. Gene Ontology annotation, biological process: chemical synaptic transmission; G protein-coupled receptor signaling pathway, coupled to cyclic nucleotide second messenger. NCBI's taxonomy places the organism in Eukaryota, Metazoa, Cnidaria, Anthozoa, Scleractinia, Pocilloporidae. Gene Ontology annotation, molecular function: G protein-coupled serotonin receptor activity; neurotransmitter receptor activity. Gene Ontology annotation, cellular component: plasma membrane; dendrite. The record is from RefSeq and is a predicted model, not a curated record.